GUCGCCAGCCACUUGCUGAAGUGCUACGAGGCGGCGUCGGGAGUGCGUUCACCUGCGAAGAUGGCGGAGGAGAGCUACGCCGACUGGCUCCGUGACGUCGAGGAAUUGCAGCAAGCCGAACGCCUGAGUGAAGCAUUCUGGCGUGCGGACGGGUGUGUCGGAAAACCGAAGCCGGUGCGUACCCUGAGCGGGCUGAGGGCGGAGCAACGUGCCCUGCGCGCGAAGAUGAAGACGGCCAAGGAGGAAGAGGACGCUCGACGAGGACGUCGAGUCUCAGUCGGGGAGGAUGUCCCGAGUGGGAACGGUGGUCACCGUCUCGGGUACGGUCGUAGCCGUCCUCCGGCACCC
Phytophthora sojae is the source of this 348-nucleotide messenger RNA. RefSeq lists its product as hypothetical. NCBI's taxonomy places the organism in Eukaryota, Oomycota, Peronosporomycetes, Peronosporales, Peronosporaceae. The annotation marks the transcript as partial. The record is from RefSeq and is a predicted model, not a curated record. The transcript has a single exon.